Molecule: messenger RNA, 5543 nt
Organism: Polypterus senegalus (gray bichir)
Lineage: Eukaryota; Metazoa; Chordata; Cladistia; Polypteriformes; Polypteridae
Product: interferon-inducible GTPase 5-like
Exons: 4
Coding region: 185-2539 (784 amino acids)
Cellular component (GO): membrane
Molecular function (GO): GTP binding
Source: RefSeq, a predicted model, not a curated record
GUCAGCUUUAGGUUCAGUUCAUAAAAACUCUCCUGAAAAUUUAAUCUAUACUCCAAACUCCAACAUCUGUUUUUAGUGAUCUCGGGUUGAAUGAUGUGAACCAUACAAGACAGACUGAGUGGGACUGUGAGUGUGACAGUGAGGCUAGAGCUCCAGCCAACACUGCAACUUGAUAAAAAAUACAAUGGGAAAAUCACAGUCUAAAUCCAAUCACUUUUUUAAUGAUGAAGAAAUUAAGAAGAUCACUGAAGUCUAUAACAACGAUGGGUUGGAUGCAGUAUUUCCAUUGAUUAAAGGCAAAUGUGACAAUUUGGACAAUGAAAAAGUCACAAUUGCAGUGACAGGAGAAUCAGGUGUGGGUAAAUCUGCCUUCAUUAACCUCAUGAGAGGCCUGGGACCCAAUGAUGAAGGAGCAGCUGAAGAAGGUAUAAUUGAGCAAACCUCAGAACCAACACCUUAUCAACACCCAAUGCUUCCUUCUGUCUGCCUGUGGGAUCUGCCAGGAAUUGGAACAACAAGAUUUUCUGCUCGCCAGUACCUGGAUAAAGUUAACUUUAACACGUAUGACUUGUUUGUCUUAAUAGCUGGAGAGAGAUUCAAGGAAAAUGAUGCAAAGUUGGCUAAAGAGAUUAAGAAAAUGGGGAAAGAGUUCUAUUUUGUUCGUAGCAGGAUGGAUGUAGUUGAGGAAAACCUUUCCAAAAGAGGGCAACGUGACAGACUUGAAAAAGAAUUUGAUAAAAUAAGAAGUUACUAUAAAAACAGCCUAGAGCAAAGUGGAUUACAUACUUCACAGGUUUUCCUUGUUUCCAGUAGAUAUCCGGAUCGAUAUGACUUCAUGCAAUUUUGUGAUUGUUUGGAGUCUGAGCUGCCAGAGAAGAAGAAGAAUGUGUUUGUGCUUUCACUGCCCAGUCUUACUGAAGCUGUAAUUGAAAAGAAGAAAACAAUUCUACAAGCAAAAAUUGCUCUGGCAGCUGUAGUUUCUGCUGGAAUUGGAGCAGUUCCCGUUCCUGGCUUAUCUUUUGCUUGUGAUAUCGCCAUCCUAGUAGCCACACUUAUGCAUAUGCGAAGCUACUUGGGACUCGAUGACGAGUCGCUCUGCAGACUUGCCUGUAGAGUUAACAAACCUGUUCAAGAGCUGAAAGCAGAGAUUACAAGUCCAUUUGUGCUUAAUAUCACCCCUUCAUCUGUCAUAAAAUUGCUCACAUCGACUGUUUCUGGUGCAGCAAUGGUUGCCGAUGAUGUCAUUCUGCUAAUACCUGUGAUUGGGUCUGUUAUUGGAGCAACCGUCUCCUUUACCGCUACUUCAUUUUUGUUGAAUAGCGCACUGGAUGAUUUUACCAAGUCUGCAGUGAAGGUGUUAAGAAAAGUGACUGAAGACGAUUCAGAGCAAGAAGCAACUGAAAAUAUUAGCCUGGAACAUGCAAUUGCUAAGAUUCAAGCAAAACUCUCCUCACCGUUUACUGACAAUGGAUUAGAAGACAUAAUUAAUGAGAUACAAUAUGUGCUUGACCAAAGAGAAUUUCACAUCGCUGUAACAGGAGAAGCAGGAACAGGCAAAUCAGCCUUCGUCAAUGCUGUUUGUGGUCUGAAACCUGGACACCCUAAAGCAGCUAAAGAGGGCUGUACUGAACAAACCAUGGAACCGAAAAAAUAUAAACAUCCAAGUCUUCCUUCUGUCUUCCUAUGGGAUCUUCCUGGUGCUGGAACACCAACAUUUGAAAUUGCAAAAUAUUUGAAGGCAGUCAAUUUUAAAAAAUAUCACUUUAUCAUUUUAAUUGUUGGAAACAGGCUUACAGAGAAUGACAAGCUUUUUGUCGAAAAGAUAAGAGAAAUGAGGCAAGAUUUCUAUGUUGUACGGAGCAAAAUGGAUGAGCAUGAGCAGAAUGGUGAUCGGUACAGCAGGAAGAAAGGACAUCAGAAAAUAAAAGAUUAUUAUAUUAGUAAUUUUAAAAAAAAUGGAAUGGACUCUCCACAUGUCUUCCUUGUAUCAAGCCACUGCACAGCCGAUUUUGAUUUCACAGAAUUGUGUCAAGGCUUGAAGCUUAAAAUAGAAGAGAAGAAGAAAGAUUUGAGCUCAUGUGAAAUUACUGAAAUUGUCAAAUACUUUGUUGAAAAGAAAAAGACAAAGCUGAAGGGAACAAUCUCACAGUUAAUUUCAUAUGCAACAGAUGAAGGUACGACUUUUAUACCUGGAACAGCUUGUGCCUAUAAUUGCGAUGCUAUUGUGGAAAUUCUUUUGUUCUAUCGUUGGUACAUGGGUCUUGAUGAUGAGUCCAUUAACCAACUUGCAGGUAAAGUAGGGAAGAGUGUGGAAGAUCUUAAGGCAUAUGUGAGUGAUCCUUUUGUGUUUUAUAUUAAUCCAAAUUCUGUUCACAAUAUGUUUUCUUCUUCAACCUCUUUAAUUUUUUAUAACUUGCAGAGCCUCUUGAGACCCCUCUUAGGUGUUCCAAAGUCUUCUGAGGUAAUUUCCAAGUUGCUGGAAUCAAAGAUUGAUAUAUUUGCAGAGUCUGCAAUGAGUUUGGCAAAGAAAGCAAUGUAGAAAAGUGGAUUUUUUCCAAAAACAUUACCGCCACAUAUGAAUAUUUGCAAACUAUCAUAAAGUAUACUGUGGACUUCCAGCGUUUUUCCCCUCGUGACAAAAAUGUCUAUGUUUUCCAUUACUGUAAUUGAGCUUAAACCUUUGAAAAUUCAGGAGAUCUUACUUGAGAAUCUGAGUCUAGUCAUAGUGCUUUACUUUUUAAUUAAUAUUACUUUAGACUACAAAGUACUGUAUGUUAUAUUAAAAAAAGAAACACAGAACAUCUGCUAGUCAUGUCUUGCUCUGUCAUUAAGUGAGCCACAUAUAUUCUGUAACAUUCAAUACAGCAGACACAUAAAAUAUUUAUUUGGUUAAAAUUCAAUUUAAUGCAGAAUAUAACAAAUACUUUAUAUUCGAGGGACAUUCAAAAAGUGUCUGCACUUUUUAACUCUAUUUACUAAGAAUUUCAAAAACAAAUGACAUCACUUUCCUACAUAGUUACUUUUGUUUGUGUUUCAAUUUUCCCAGCAUCUUACCAGCUUUUUAUUGCCCGAUUACUACUCCUCCCGCCUUCACCGUUUCCAAUGAAAAUAUAAAUGUGCAGAAACUUUUUGAACGUUCCUCAUAAAACAUACAAAGAGAAGUACCGUAACAUCGUUAUAUCCCCAGAGCAACUUUACAUAACAAAUUAUCAAUGGCAUGUCAAGGAAAUUUCCCAUGUUGCUCUACUUCAUGCUAUGAAUGGAAAACAUUUUCUUGGUUUGUAGUAUAAAAAUAAACUAUUCAUGGAAGAAUCGUUCUGCACAAAAGUAAUUAUUAAGUUUAGUCAAUGAUGUUUUGUCAUUAAGUUUCAUAUUGUUCCAUAAAAAGAUUAGUAUGCUUGUUGAAGAACUUCAUUGUUUGGACGCUUUGAAUUUAUUCCUUAUCUACUAAUGUGGCAACAUUUUUUCACUUGUUUGUUGAUACGUACGUUGAAUGAAGUACGUUAGCCACAGGAAUCCUUAAAUCCUAAAUGGAUGUAAACAUUAAGGCACAACUGCGUCUUGUAGAAUCUGUAGCAUAGUGUAACCAGAGUUACAGUCUUUGAUGAAACAUCUCAACCUGACAAAUCAUCCAGCCUGUUAUAUUCUAGCAGGCCACAGAUGUCAUUUGUAAUCAUUUCAUCUUCCCCUCAUUUAAUGAAAUUCAUCUUGAGAACUGUUUUUUCAUGAUAAUGAUGUAUUAAACAAGAAGAACAUGGAGCCUAUUAGCAGUCUGACUUUGUCCAUUCACCUGGUCAAUUUUCGAGUCAGCUGGCUUCCAGAAAAAUAAUUAUACAUACAUAACUUGAUUAUUUACACACAUUUCAGGUAACAUACAUAUUUUUAUAAUCAUUCAUCCUUGCUGCUACGUGUAAAACUGUGGGACAAUUAAGACCUCCUGGGACUGGCCUGCUACUCGUCCAAAAGAGUUGCUGCCCUCUUGGUUUCUUUCUAUGGGUUUCACUCACUUAAAGUUUCUACCAAAAUCUGUACAGGAUGUUCUGUUAAUUGUAAAUUUUGAUUUUCAUUCUAUACAAAAUAUUAUCCCAUGUACUCAGUUAGAUGUUGUGUCUUCUUUUUGUAUAAUUAAAAAAAAAUAAUGACCUUCUAUUAUUAUCUUAGUGUUUAAUAAAAUCAGAUGUUUGCUUCUUAAACUUGCAUGUAUUAUUAUUAUUUUAAUUAUUAUUUUGACAAUAUAUUGUAAUUAUGUUUGGUUUUUAAAAGAUACCCUGUUUUAGUGUUUUACAUUUAUGAUACAUUAUAAAAUGAAGAUUGAUAAGAAUGAACUUACUGUUAAUGCAAUAUUUCUUCUCACGCCUUUUAUAGUCUUAUCUCAAUGUAUGCUCUUAUUUUUUGCUGCAAAUCAUUUAACAGAUACUUAAUUAUUAUUUAGUUUUCAUGCAGUAUGUACAGUUUUAUCUAAUGUUUGACAAAGUUAUAUUUAGUCCUAUGUGUUGGAAUGUUCCCUACAUCUUUAUAUGAGUUUCUUCCAUGUAAUUAAAUUUUCUCUCAUUCAUUAAAGAUACGCUUUAUGGAGAGAUGACAACUUUCAAUUGUUUUUCUGCAAGUAUGUAUUGUAUUGUAUUUCUUCAAGUCUUGUCAAUAAUAAAAAACAAUAAUGAUUGAAUGUUUUAUAUUGUGAUAUUUCAUUAAUUUUGUGCAGGUUUAUAUAUUCUGUCCUUGUGCAUUUGUACAAAUUAUAUUGCUUUACCGCAUUUUUUCACAAUCAUAAAAAAAAAUGUAAGAAAAUAUUUAAUUAAAAAGUGGUCCUUGUCGUAUUGGUUUCAUGUUGAUAAAUAGUAAUUUUAUUCCUGUUCUGGCCUAAUUUUGUAUCAUGUGAUGUGUGCAUACUUAAAACUGGCAUGAGGCUAUCAAAUAAAUGUUUACUUUUAUAUUUUAGCAUAUUAGCUAACCUAAAUUUCAUCAAUGAUAAUAUAUUCAUAUAAUAAUUGUUUGUGCUUUAUUUGCUAUAUAAAGUAUUUCCUUCUAUGAUAAGCAUGUGAUUUCAAUAAGUUCAAUAACAUUAACUGACUGGCACCUAUUAGACUCACAUCAUUUUUAUCCGACAUUAGCUGGAAAAAGAUCUUAAUUUUACAAAUAAAAGUCAAAAAAGAUAUCUCUGGUUUGAUCAUCACAUGUAGUCUUCAUCUUUAACUUGAGGUACUUUUUAAGCAACUAAUUGCUUCUGUGUCCUCAAUCAACCUGCAUUCAACUCUUCAGUACAUUUCACAAUAAAAAUAUUUUUAUUCUAUGUGGUUUACUUUUUGGUCUGCACAAAUAGCCAAUCAGUUGCAACAUGUCUCCAAAUUUUCUAAAGUGAGUCAGAAUUACAUACAAAUCAUUACGCAGAUUAUCUCACAGAUAAUAGAUUUGGAUUUGCUGGCUGGAGAUGUCGGUUUAUUAGGCAGAAUUCAUUGUCUGGUUUGUGAAACACAUGAGGACUUUCAUAGUCUUGGGUCAUAAAACAUGAUGACUGCUUCAAAGCCAAGUCCUAUAUGGACACA